UCCUUCCUACCCACUUGUACCUACCUUUGCAGUUUCCUUUUUCUCGUGAACCCGUGGACCGGUGAUCAUCGAGCUCUUUUUCCCCGAUCGCCCAAACGAGACCAUAACACGAUUUCUCACGUCUUACGAAAAUGUCCGAGCCACCUUACGACCCCUACAUCCCUUCUGGCUCGAAUGGCGCUGCCGGUGCCGGUGCCGCGGGCACCACGCAGCAUGGUGGUGACCCGAAGACGCAGCAGGUCUCUAGGGAAAUCGAUGAUACGAUCCGUGCGAUGCGUUCGAACAUUGUCGGUGUUUCGGAACGUGGCGAGCGUCUAGACUCUCUUCAGGACAAGACGGACAAUUUGGCGGUAUCAGCGCAGGGUUUCCGCAGAGGUGCCAACCGCGUGCGCAAACAGAUGUGGUGGAAGGACAUGAAGAUGCGUGUAUGCUUGGUCAUCUGCGUCAUCGUUCUGCUCGUCGUGAUUAUCGUCCCUUCUGUUGUCGCAACUCGUCAUUAAGUGCCGUGUUUUGCCUUUUAACGGAGUGGAUGUCCUCUACGAUAAGCUCUCGGUGAUCCGAAGCCGUGGAGCCUUUUUCCUUUGUUCUUCACUUUUCUUUUGUCAGCCUCCAAUACCUCGUCCUGCUCGUCUUUUAUCUACUACCCA
Messenger RNA from Aspergillus glaucus CBS 516.65, 647 nucleotides. RefSeq names its product SNAP receptor SNC2. Gene Ontology annotation, biological process: vesicle fusion; vesicle-mediated transport. Bases 132 to 500 code for a protein of 122 amino acids. The transcript has 5 exons. NCBI's taxonomy places the organism in Eukaryota, Fungi, Ascomycota, Eurotiomycetes, Eurotiales, Aspergillaceae. The record is from RefSeq and is a predicted model, not a curated record. Gene Ontology annotation, cellular component: plasma membrane; SNARE complex. Gene Ontology annotation, molecular function: syntaxin binding; SNAP receptor activity.